AUGUGGCGAGCUGCUGUCCGCUGCAAACCGUCCCGCCAGCUACGGGCAUGUUUCCAGGCACGGCCGCACAGCUCGACUCUCUCCUCACGGCUCCCUCGACUGACUCCCUCUGCCGCACUAUCGAAACCUGUUGGCCACAGGCUCAUCCAUGCCCAGCAAUUUCAGCCCUUCGUUCCGCCCCCGCCGGCGUCUCUGGGGAAACCCACCGCCGCGAAAACCUACCGACGAACACGGAAAUGGCUUCGCCGCUUCUUCUACCUCAGUCUCUCGCUAGGCACGGUAUACGCUAUUGACCGUUACUUCUACGCCUCAUGCCUCUUCCGCACUACUCGCACGUUUGCUCUUGGGCUCUACGUUGCCGCAGACUAUAAAAUCAACUUUCGCCCCGACCCUCCAUUUGCGAAAUCCGUGGCCGCAGUGCACGCCCGUAAUGCCCAGCGAUUAUCGGAUCUUCUUCGCACAAAUGGCGGGUUAUAUUUGAAGAUCGGCCAGGCGAUUGCCAUGCAGUCUGCCAUCCUACCUCCAGAGUUCCAGAAAAUGUUCUCGCGUAUGUUUGAUGAUGCGCCCCAGAAUGCCUGGAAGGACGUGGAGCGGGUGAUUGAAGAAGAUUUUGGAAAGUCUGUUGAAGAGGUCUUUGGCGUCUCGUUCAAUGGCGACCCUACUUGUGGAGUCAUGGAGAGAACAGCCAGGGCGAGUGCGAGCGUUGCUCAGGUACAUUGGGCGAGAUUGACUGAUGGAAGGGAGGUAGCAAUCAAAAUUCAGAAAAAGGAGAUUGCUAGUCAAGUAAAGUGGGAUCUAUGGGCUUUUAAGGUUGUGGCAUGGGUCUAUAGCCGGGCUUUUGAUAUUCCAUUCUACGGCUUGGUGCCUUUUGUCAGCGAACGUCUUUUCCUUGAAACUGAUUUUGAAAACGAGGCUGAUAAUGCUGAGCGAAUGGCGAAGCUAGUCGCUGGCGAGCCGCGUCUCAGAAAUCGGGUGUACAUUCCAAAGGUUUAUCGUGAGUUGAGUUCAAAACGCGUGAUGACUGCUGAGUGGAUUGAAGGUGUUCGACUAUGGGACAAAGAUUCUAUAACCCGGCCAUGGCGAGGCGGUUGGUGGCAAGGCAGUCCAGGAUGCCAUGGGACCCCUCUUGACCCUUCUGGAGCGCAAUCAAAUGCGCGGCAACCACAGCUGCGAUCAUCCGGUGUUUCCGAAAAGCUUAAGCCGGAGCGUGAGUACUGGAAAGGCCGAUAUGGCCGUGGUGGAUUAGGCCUCUCGCUAAGCGAGGUAAUGACUACAAUGGUCGACCUUUUUUCCGCGCAGAUGUUUCUCUGGGGAUGGCUCCAUUGCGAUCCGCAUCCUGGAAACUGGUUUGUACGCCGGAAACCCAAUGGCAGUGCUGAACUUGUCCUCAUCGACCACGGCCUGUAUGUUCACAUGAAACCAGACUUUCGGCAUCAGUACUCAGAGCUGUGGAAAGCCUUGUUGACAUUCGACAACAAGAGCAUCAGCCGAAUUGUGAAAAGCUGGGGUGUCAAUAAUGCUGAUCUGUUUGCAUCAGCCACCUUGCUACGCCCUUACGAAGGAGGCCAAAGAACGACAUCGAAAGCACUGGAGGGCUAG
Molecule: messenger RNA, 1599 nt
Organism: Ophidiomyces ophidiicola
Lineage: Eukaryota; Fungi; Ascomycota; Eurotiomycetes; Onygenales; Onygenaceae
Exons: 2
Coding region: 1-1599 (532 amino acids)
Source: RefSeq, a predicted model, not a curated record